AUGAUAAUGCUUAUCAUUAUAAUCUUUAAAACUCAUCAAACCUUGAUUUAUGAGUUUAAUGCUACUUCUAACGUUUUAGAUGGAUGGGAAUGUUAGAAUUCUUAUAAUUUCAAUACUUAUCAAGGCAUUCAUUAUUUUGGAUCUUCUAAUAUUAAUCGUUAUGAAAUUAGCAGGAUUUUUUUAGAUCUUGACCCUCAUUCUCAUAUUAUAGUGGAUGCUCAAUUUUUAAUUAUUGAUAACACUUAUCAACCUUAUAUUUAUAUAGACUUUUAAUAACAAAGUAAUUAGUUUGCAAUACUACCUUAAAAUUACAUAUUUAGCGGUGCAUAACCUGAAUAUUUGCGUACUAUUUCUAUUACUCAUUAACAUAAUAGAAGAACUAUUUGGAUCUCAAUUAAUUAGUAAUAUGGAGGAUUAAUAUCACUAAAAUUAAAAUGCUCUGGAUGUAUAGAUAAUUAUCAUGCAAAUUGUUAAGAAUGGAAACUGCAUUAAUAUUCAUUUAAUUAGAAAAACUUCACAUAUUCCGAUGGUUGGACUUUUGAAUUAAAUUAAGGGUAUUAUUUUUAAUGUGGAAAUUGCUAAUUUUUGAAAAUUAGUUAUAUUAAAUAUAAAACUUAACUACCUCCACAUAAAGAUUACGUGGGUCGGAAAGACCUGCCAUGUCUCGAAGUAGCACACCCUUACGUCCGG
Messenger RNA from Paramecium tetraurelia, 690 nucleotides. RefSeq lists its product as uncharacterized. The record is from RefSeq and is a predicted model, not a curated record. NCBI's taxonomy places the organism in Eukaryota, Ciliophora, Oligohymenophorea, Peniculida, Parameciidae. The annotation marks the transcript as partial. The transcript has 4 exons.